Vespula vulgaris is the source of this 5251-nucleotide messenger RNA. RefSeq names its product serine--tRNA synthetase-like protein Slimp (gene Slimp). Gene Ontology annotation, cellular component: mitochondrion. The transcript is spliced from 2 exons. Gene Ontology annotation, biological process: seryl-tRNA aminoacylation. Lineage: Eukaryota; Metazoa; Arthropoda; Insecta; Hymenoptera; Vespidae. Bases 1 to 1455 code for a protein of 484 amino acids. Gene Ontology annotation, molecular function: tRNA binding; serine-tRNA ligase activity; ATP binding. The record is from RefSeq and is a predicted model, not a curated record.
AUGGCAAACAAAGUGCUAAUACGAUAUGCCAUUAAUUACAACUUGAAUAAUUUAAAUCAUAGUUUAUUAAAAGAUAUUUUCUAUGUAACGAACAGAAAGUAUGCAUCAACGCUAUAUGUUUCUGGUAGAAACGCUAAUAAAUCUUUUGCGUUUCUUUCACCCUAUUUGGACUUUGAUGAACGUUUUGACGAUAUCGAUAAAUUGCAGAGAGAAUUAAAGUUACGUAAACUUAAUAUGGAUGCAAUAGAAAUGAAAAAAGCAUGGGAUUUUUAUAAAACUAUCGAAGCAAACAAUGUAGCUCUAGAAAUUAGAAAGAAAGAAGUUUCGUCAGAAAUAAUAUCAUUACAAGAAAAGAAAGAAAAAACUUCUGAAGAUGAGCAACAAUUAGCAAACUUAUUUUUGCAAGCUAAAAUAAUUAAGCAAGAUAUAAAAACUGCUAAAGAAUUACAAUGGGAUCUAGAUGAAAGUAUUAUAGAAAAAUUGUUAAAAUUACCAAAUAAAUUACAUGAAAAAACACCCCCAGAAACAUCUGUAAUAUUACAAAACGUUGGAAAGUUAUGUAUUUUACCAGAAAAUAAUAGAAAAAGUCAUAUCGAAAUAGGAAAAUUACUUAAUCUACUUGAAUAUAAAGAUCCAAUGACUUAUUAUUUAUUAAAUGAUGCAACUUUAUUUGAAUAUGGAUUAUUAAAUUUAGCUGGAAAAAUACUUAAUGAUAAUAAUUUAAUCAGGAUUACAGGAUCAGAUUUUUGUCGUAGUAUAUUAGUUGAAGGUUCCGGUUUAAAUCACGAGGAUCCUAUAGAGACUUUUAUGUUAGAAAAUAAUAAUGAAUCCACUAGAGAUUCAUUAAAUCACAUGCAUUUAGUUGGUGGGGCAAGUUUAGCAUCUAUGCUAGGGAUCCAUGCAAAACAGUUAAUAAUGCCACAAUAUUUUCCAAUAAAAUAUUAUUCAGUUGGUAGACAAUAUACACCGAUUCCUAAAGAAACCACAUUAUCUGGUUUAUUUACUGUUUCUCAAGCAUCAGCUAUACAUAUCUUUUUAAUGAUAAACAGUACAGAAUGUACAGGAUGCACAACUGAAUUAGAAAAGAUGUUGGAAAUUAUUUGUGAAUUUUACAAUAAUAUUACGGAUCAUUAUAGGGUCGUUAUGCGAUCAGCACCAGAAUUACAAACAUGUGAACAAAUGAGAAUAUCUUUUGAAUUGUGGUCAUCUUUCUCUGAACAAUAUAUCGAAGUUGGUCAUAUUUCAUUAUAUGGCAAAUAUUUUAGUAAGAGAUUAUUAAUAGGAUACGAAACACCGGAAGGUAAAGAGUUUCCUUCGAUCAUAUCUGGUACAAUGCUCUCUGUACCUCGAAUAUUAGGAUGUUUGCUUGAAGAAAAUCCAGAUAAAUUUGUAAUACCUUCAAAGAUAGUUGAACAAAUGCCUAAUUAUCAUACGAUAGGCACAGAAUUAAAUUAAAAAGAAAUUUCAAUAAUUAAGAUAUUAGUAUCUAGAAAGUGUCUAGAAAAUAUUCAGAAUAUUUCAAUAUACAGAAAGUAUGAUAUUCUAAUGUAAUAAAAUGUAAAAGAAAAAUAAAAUUUAUUAAGGUAUUAACGUAAGGCUGUUCACUAUCGCCAUCCAUUCGAAACGUAUGUGAUUUCAGCGACAGAUGUGGACAAAAUAUGAACUACAAGCGUAAGUGGGGGAAUAUUAAUCCCACCACGCGUUUAUUGUAUCAGUGUUAAGUUUGUAGUAUGUUAAGUAUGUUAUACCCUUCUCACUCAAAACAAUCGAGUUGGAACAAGUAGUGUUAGUAGGCUGUGAACUCACGCUUUUCACUCUCUUAUUUAUCUUUUUUUGAUUGUACAUUUGUCUUGCAGUGAUACGUGCUAGAUACGAAGUCGGUACAGAUUUGUUUCACGACAAAUGCAUAGAAAAUAAUAAAUAUAAUUGAUACAUAUAAUAAUUAUACAUAAUAAAUAUAUAAUAAAUUUGAUAAAAAUUAGAUUUUGUUAAAUGUUUUGCCAAAAAUAAUUAAUGAAUACUUAUAUAUUAAAUAUAUUCAUUAAUUAUUAUUUUUGAUAAAAUCUUAUUUUUAAUUGCAAAUUUAUACACAUAUUUUAUCUAGUAUAGUAUAGAUCACCGCGAAAGGCAUGUAAAGUUAUUCUAGUAAUACUUUACUAAUCGUCAAGGAAGAACUUUUAAAAAAUUUCGGAUUCGAAUGUAAAAAAUAUAUAAAAACAUUAUUUACUUCUUACAUUAAUAUUACUUAUAUCACAUUUCUAAUCACUUGUAGCGUAAAAUAUACUUUUAUUAUUAUAUACGUUUUACUGCUAUAUUUCAAGGAUUUUGAAAAAUAAAGAUUAAUUUUUUUCAGCUGUAAAUACUGUUUCUAUUAUUCUGUAUCUAGACUACCAUUGAUAAACUUUUCAAAAUUUUUAAUAUCAAACAUUUUAAUAUCUUUUCCAUGUGAACACUGUGAAAUGCGUUUUUUUUUCGUUUGGAAUAAAUGAAAAAAUCCGAGCAUUAAUUUACGCGCACACAAAGAAGCAUUUGCUAUUUUAUGGAACACAUACACACCAUUGAAACAUGAUUUGAAAAUCACUAGUGGGGAUGCUGCUAGCUUCUUCUCUUUUGUCGCACAUUUCUAGGGGCGCCACUAUAUUAAACUUUGUUCUUACGAAAAAUAUCGAAAAUAGUGGUUUAUACCAACAAUGAGUUCAGAUGUAAUGUUUAAUCGAUUUUUAUAAAUAAGAUCUUAUUUUAAAGAUGAAAGAUUUAAGCGUGCACGGCUUUCUCGAAUUUUUGAAAUAGCUUUAUUUUUAUGCAUAAACUAUUCUCGAAGAAACAUUAUUUUUUGACACGAGUUUUUUAAAAGAAAAUAAAGCUUAUACGAAAAUGUUGAAAUUAAUCAAAAAUUUGAAAAAACCAUGUCCUCGUUUAAAUCUUCAUCUUUAAAAAUAAAACCUUGUCCAUCAAAAUCUGUGAAAAAUUACAACUGGAUUCGUUGUUGGCGUAAAUCAUUAUGUAAUGAUUUUAUGUCUGUGUGUGUUAAUCUAUAAUUGUGUGUAUAAUCAUAAUUUUUAUAUAUCAUAAGUAUGAUCUAUAAUAUUACAAUACGAUGAGAAAAAAAGGUUAUUUUAUAUCGAAAUAAAAUAAAUAUUUCAUUUGCAACAUUGAACAAAAUCAAAGUUUGCAUAAGGAGAAUCUAAUUUCAUUUAAAUGAUGGGCCAAUUAGAAAACUUGAAAGUGCCGCCUCAUUUCAUACGUCCUCUUCUAGAGGAUAUCUUUGUGUGUGAGGAAUAUGUGAUAGAAAAUAUCUCGAACGAGAAGAAUCCUUGAUAUUGGAGGGCUUUCCAGGAGGGCUCUUAUUAUCUAACAAACGCUUACCGUUUAAUAAGAACGUAUAAGGACUAUAUAUCUAGCAGAAUAUAUGAUGAAAAUAUAAAACCUAAUGGUACCGUCAAAGAAAGUCUUCGUGGAACUGGAUGACAAAGAGAAAAAAAAGAAAAAAAAAGAAAGAAAGAAAAAACCAAGAGAAAAAAAGAAACGGCCUGGUGUAUAUCUAGGUCGACUAAAAACGAUACGUAAGAUGGAAGCGCGAGGAAAGCGUAGUGAAACUUUGGUCAAGAGAAGCACGAGACACGGCACGUAGCAUCGUCGAGCCGCACUUGGGUCCGACCGCACCUGUGGGCCCACUGGCCGCCCACCUUUCCGCUUACCCCCACUUACCACGGUCACCAAACACCUACCGACUAUAAAGGGGACUUUUUAUCUUGCUCUCUUCCAUGACUUAUUUAUCUUCUAUUUUUCGUUCUACAGGAAACGGAGAAAAUAUAUCUUGGUUCGUUGGAAUCCAACUCUUUUGCUUGUGAAAACCGUUUGACUAUUUUGUAAUCGUCAAACUAUUUCAACGUUUUCCACUUAUUUUUUUUUUUUUUUAAGUUUCUUUAUCGCUCUAACUACUUCUAAUCACUUGGUCGUAAUGCAUAAACAGCGAACGCGUAAGUGUCUAAAAACGGACGAUGAAAUUACAAUAUUAAAUAUUUUUCAUGUUUUUUUUGAAGACUGUAUAUAUAUGUAUUUUUUUUUUUUUCUAGUAGGAACAAUUCCAAAUUCAAACAGCAAUGAUUUUCUUUUCUUUUUUCUUUCCUUCUUUCUUUAUAUUCGUUCGUAUAAAAGAUAAUAUCUUUUUUCGUUUUUACGUAUGAAAAUUCAUCAUUAUUUCUACGAAAACGCGAAUGGUGUGUGAAUUGUUAAAAGAAGCAGAUGUGUAAACGAGAUUUAUUCGACAUUGGACUCGUAUAGUUCCUUAUUUGUACAUACACAAGUAUCACUAUAUGAGUCAUAUAGGCACGAGUAUACGUGAAGAUUCCCCGUAUGGAUCUGGCAAAGAUUUGUAUAAAGAUAACGUAUCCAUACGUGAAUUAUUUUAUAAGUAUUUACACGCAAAGGAAUAUUAAAUAUAUUCAUAUAGAUAAGUAAAUAUGAACGAUGGGAACAUAUAUAAUUCAUCCAUAUACGUCUAUCUUCAAAUAUAUUAUUAUCGAAAUGGAAUAAAAUGCAUGGACAAAGAAAUCUCCACAUAUUUUUGUAUAUAUUAUAUUUAUAAUUUUAAUAACAACGGCUAUGAUUUCUCUGUUUGUCAAUUUAAUAAUGAUUAUUUCAUUAUGGAUUUAACAUUUUUUAUAAGCUAUGAAUAUUUUAUCGCAUAUGAUCUAUACAUAUACUUAUAAUGUGUAUUUAUGCUCGCGAUGAGCAGAUUUCUUAGAACGAACUGAGAGAAAGUUAUUGUAAAUAAUAAAAACUUGGCAGUAAGUAAUUGCAAUAAUCACGAGUAUUGCAGUAUAUAAAGGAAAAUUAGAAUAUUAAUUAUCGUGAAUAUAUAUAAUUAAUUGAUAAUAGUUUAUGAAUAAUGCAUAUAACGUACGUAACUUAUUGUUAGUUUAAAUUGCAAAGUUAUUCGUUAUAUAAAUUGAAUGUAAUUAUGAACACACAAAUGAGUUAUUUUUUUUUACAUCUUUUAUAUUAUUGCCAAUUGUGGAUAUAUGUGUAUAUACCAUAUAUGGAAAUAUAUUUGUAUAUUAAACUUUCUUUUCGUUUCGGUAUAUAUAGUACACGUUCUUGUUGCUUAACUUAAUAAGUUCUAAAAAUAUCUCAUAAAAAGUAUAAAUUAAGCGCAUAAUUAAAUUUCUGACAAAUCUACAAAAAAGUAUAAGACUGUUUUCCUUGUUUCUUUUUUUUUUUUUUUUUUGUAAUAUACAGUAGCGCAGAA